Messenger RNA from Diospyros lotus (date-plum), 1499 nucleotides. RefSeq lists its product as uncharacterized. The record is from RefSeq and is a predicted model, not a curated record. Gene Ontology annotation, cellular component: intracellular membrane-bounded organelle. Lineage: Eukaryota; Viridiplantae; Streptophyta; Magnoliopsida; Ericales; Ebenaceae. The transcript has 12 exons. Bases 253 to 1251 code for a protein of 332 amino acids. Gene Ontology annotation, molecular function: thiolester hydrolase activity.
CAUCACGCAGCUGAACGUCCAUAUCCGCCCUUCUCUCUCUCUCUCUCUCUAUAGAUAUAUACAUGUUUGUAUAUCAUUUCGUCGUAUUUCACAUGUAUGCUACAGAAGGAGGAAGGACCCCGACCCAGAGUUCCUGCAACUCCCCAGCUUCCAAGAAUCAAAACCCUAGAUUCUUGGAUUGCUUCCAUACAAGAUUGAGAUUUUUGUUGGCUUCUCUUAACUUGAUUUUGGGGGUUAUUUCGACCAAAAUCCAUGGGCGUUAAGCCACUACGUAACAUCUUCAUCAUCGUCUUCACGCUGACUUGUUUGGCGACAACCGCAUAUACUGUACCUUUCGUCGUCUUCCAUGGUAUUGCAGAUAAAUGUGAUAGCAAGGGCGUCACAAGAUUUGUCAAGCUUCUAACCAAGUUGUCGGGUUCUCAAGGACAUUGCAUUGAAAUUGGAAAUGGAGUAAGGGAUUCUUGGUUUAUGCCCUUUUUGGAACAGACAACAAUUGCUUGUGAGAAGGUUAAGGAAUUGAAGGAACUUAGUGAAGGUUACAACAUAGUUGGACUUUCUCAGGGCAACGUGGUUGGCCGGGGGGUUGUUGAAUUUUGUGAUGGAGGACCUCCAGUGAACAAUUUCAUAUCACUAGCAGGUCCUCAUGCUGGUAUAGCUUCUAUGCCAUUUUGUGGAUCUGGCUUAUGGUGCAUUCUCGUGGACUAUUUAAUGAAGUUAGAGAUUUACAGCAACUAUGUGCAGGAACACUUGGCACCUGCUGGUUAUAUCAAAAUCCCAACUGACAUUGAUGACUAUUUACGAGGAUGUAUGUUUCUCCCCAAGCUUAAUAACGAACGCAUGGACUGUAGAAAUUCCACCUACAAAAAGCGGUUUGCUAGCUUGCAGCAUUUGGUACUUAUCAUGUUUGAGCAGGACAGAGUUUUGGUACCAAAGGAAACCUCCUUGUUUGGGUAUUACCCGGAUGGAUCCUGGAGCACAGUUUUACCUGCCCAUGAGACGAAGCUCUACAAAGAAGACUGGAUCGGUUUGAAAACCCUGGAUGAAGCUGGCAAGGUGAAAUACGUAAAUGUCUCGGGAGGUCAUCUCGAUAUCUCUACAAGCGACGUCAAGAAAUACAUAAUACCUGCCUUGCAGGAUGAAACUAUAGCAAGAUCAUACUCCAUGUGGAUAUGGUUGUCGUCAAUCUGGGAUUUCGUCAAGGAAUUGGUUGGAGUCCCGGAGGAUCGACAUCUUCUGUACACUCCUAAUUAGUGCCGGUUCCUUCUUGCUAAUGAAAUGGGUUAGGUUGGGAUUCCCGGAGACCCUUAUUAGGGUCGGCGGUGCCUUCAUCCCAACAUGAACUCUAAUCAUUUCAAGAAGACAAGCCAAAGAACCCAAAUUUUUUAUUCUUUAUUAGAUAUUGGUUUAAGUAUAUUUAAUAUUUUUUAGUUGUCAUAAAUUUAGUUGAAUACCUUAUUAUUUAAAAAUUAUAAUAGAUUGUUUCUUGGGGUUACCGCUUU